Molecule: messenger RNA, 2105 nt
Organism: Peromyscus californicus insignis
Lineage: Eukaryota; Metazoa; Chordata; Mammalia; Rodentia; Cricetidae
Product: protein FRA10AC1 homolog
Exons: 14
Coding region: 885-1826 (313 amino acids)
Biological process (GO): dephosphorylation
Molecular function (GO): phosphatase activity
Source: RefSeq, a predicted model, not a curated record
GUAAAGAGGGCCGUGGGCGUAUUGGGUGUCGGAGAGGACUCUGAAACUGGUUCCUCAUAGUGGUUGGUUGUAGUUUUUAUUUUGACAGAUUCUGGGGGCAGCAGAUGCACCCCGUUCUCUCGAUAUUUUCUUAACUCCAGUCGGUUGAUAGCAUGAUUUGAGUGGGAGCUUUUUAGUGAAGCUUCUGAGUUAAGGUAGCUUAUGGGAUUGGGGAAGCUGCCAGAGGAAAAAUAAAUGGGGGAGUCGGAGCAGGGAAGUGAUGUCGGGGAUGAGGGGUCGAGAUGAUCUACUAGUUCAUAUUUACAGGGUUUACUGUACCAGAUACUGCCCCAAACCCUUUAAGCUUGGUGGCUCAUUUACUCCUUCGAGGUCUGGCCUCCUGUUAACCUUUACGUAAGUGGGGAAGCUGAGGCCCAGAGAGAUCAAGGAACACUUACAAAAAAAAAGAAAAAGAAAAAAAGAAAGUGAAAAGAAAAGAAAAAGAAUGAAAAAAGCAAGCAAGAAAGAAAGAUAAAUGAAAAGCAUCUGUGCCAGACUUUGAAUUCUGCUAAAGUCCCAGGCUCCACAGUGUGGUUUCCCAUCAUCAAAGUAAGAAGAAAGUGAGGUUGUAGGAUCAGAGUGUAGUUUAAUUUGAACAGCUGUGAUAAGAUGUUGGCCUGCUAAAAGUUGUGAAGUCUCGAGGUAUAGGGCAGUGAUAGAUGUCAGCCAGGGAAGGUGGGAAACCGUGGUCUGCAAACCUGUGUCUCCAGGCUUGGCUGUGGUCUUCUCUUUAGCAGUUGGUGGGAUAGGGAAGAGAGAUAUAAACACACACACCCCUAAGUUUGAAAAUGGAAUUACAGAGACUCGUAGAACUCAACGAUUUGACAUAGCUACCUCUUUAACAGAUGCACGGGCAUGGAGGUUAUGACUCUGAUUUUAGUGAUGAUGAGCAAGGUGGAGAAUCCAGCAAGAAGAAGAAGAAGACAGUCGAAGAUGAGUUGCUGCUUACAAAACCAUUUCAAAGAGAAAAACAUGGAAAGGUGGCCCAUAAGCAAGUCGCCGCGGACCUGCUGGACAGGGAGGAAGCAAGAAAUAGAAGGUUUCAUCUCAUUGCUAUGGAUGCUUAUCAAAGGCACACAAAAUUUGUAAAUGACUAUAUUUUGUACUAUGGUGGCAAAAGGGAGGACUUUAAGCGCCUGGGGGAGAAUGAUAGGACAGACCUGGAUGUUAUACGAGAAAACCAUAGGUUCCUGUGGAACGAGGAGGAUGAAGACGAUAUGACUUGGGAGAAGAGACUUGCAAAGAAAUACUAUGAUAAAUUAUUCAAGGAAUACUGUAUCGCCGAUCUCAGUAGAUACAAAGAAAAUAAGUUUGGAUUCAGGUGGCGAAUAGAAAAAGAAGUAAUUUCAGGAAAAGGUCAGUUUUGUUGUGGGAAUAAAUGUUGUGAUGAAAAAGAAGGCUUGAAGAGCUGGGAAGUGAACUUCGGUUAUGUUGAGCAUGGUGAAAAGAGAAACGCACUUGUUAAAUUAAGAUUAUGCCAAGAAUGUUCCUUUAAAUUAAAUUUUCAUCACAGGAGAAAAGAAAUCAAAUCAAAAAAAAGAAAGGCUAAAACCAAGAUUGAAUGUGACGAUUCACCGCCUAAGAAAUCCAGAUCAUCUUCAGAGGCUUCCAAGGGGAAGGAUGAAGGACAUUCAUCCUCAAAAGAGUCAGAAGAUUCUAGAAACAGAGACACUGAUGAGGAAGAUGGUGCUUCCGAAUCCGAGCUCUGGAAGGGUCCCCUGCCAGAGACCGAUGAAAAGUCACAGGAAGAAGAAUUUGAUGAUUAUUUUCAGGACUUGUUUCUGUGAUGAACUGGGAGAGAGUGAGGUAGUGCCCUGUGAAACUCCGUGAACGUGUCCAUGCCACUGCGUGGACAGCCACCAGGCCAUGUUUCGGAGGCUCGGGCGGGGACUGCCUCAGACACUUCCUCCUCCACUUGGCUGGUGGGUGGCGUCUCAGUUGCUUAUCCACAGAUCUGUCUUGGCCAUAGCUCUCCAGUGUAUGAUACACCAUUUUAAGUGACAUUUGAACAGGGAGUAAUUGGCAUUAAACUGUAAAUAAAUUAUGUAGUGUCUGCUUUUAAAAUG